Messenger RNA from Tympanuchus pallidicinctus (lesser prairie-chicken), 3062 nucleotides. It is a transcript of the gene RSBN1L, whose product is annotated as round spermatid basic protein 1 like. Gene Ontology annotation, cellular component: nucleus. NCBI's taxonomy places the organism in Eukaryota, Metazoa, Chordata, Aves, Galliformes, Phasianidae. The coding region runs from base 59 to 2596 and encodes 845 amino acids. The transcript is spliced from 8 exons. The record is from RefSeq and is a predicted model, not a curated record.
UCCCUCCCGGUUCUGUCGGUUGAGGCGAGCCGAGAGUAAAUAGAAGCAGGAGCGCAAAAUGGCGGAGCUGCCGAGCUCUGGUCGUGGCGCGGCGUCGCCGGAGAGAGAGUCGUUCUGCGUCAGGCCGGGCCCGGACGCCAAGGCCUCCCGCGGGUCGCAGCCAGCCUCCAAGAAGCUGAAGGGAGCCGACGAGAGGGGCCCAAAGGGCAGCAAGCGCGUCAACGGCGAAGGGGGCGGCGGCGGGAGCGGGAGCGGCAAGCAGCAGCAGCAGCAGCAGCCGCUGCCGGCGGCGGUGCCGAGCUACAGCAACCCCGCGGCGUGGGGCUUCGCCGCGCUGCCGCCAGGGCCCUCUGUCAGCACGGCCGGCUUCGCUUUCCCCUCGCCGCUGCCCCGGAAGCUGCUGCCGCCCGCCCUGCUGCUGCCGUCCGCCGCCUCUCCCUCCCCGUCCUGCCCGCAGCACCGCCACCAUCGGCACCGCCCGGCUCCGGCCGGAGAGGCCGCCAAGCCCAAGAGGCCGAAGGAGAAGCGAGACAAGGAGAGGAGGAAGCACGGAGCGCUGCCAGCGCUCGGAGAUGGCGGCGGGGCCCUGAGCGCGGCGGGCCGGGAAGAGAACGGCGAGGUGAAGCUGCUGCUGCAGAAAGCUCAAAUCAAAGAGAAGAUGAAAGAAAGGGAAAAGAAGCAAAAAGAGAAGAAGAAGCACAAAAUAAUGAAUGAAAUAAAGAAAGAAAAUGGAGAAAUCAAGUUACUGCAGAAAGCUGGGAAGGAGAAACCAAAAAUGAACGCAGAAGAGCUACAGAUAAAAAAGGUUAAGAAGAAAAAGAAAAAGAAACAUAAAGAGAACGAGAAGAGGAAGCGUCCAAAAAUGUACAGCAAAUCCAUUCAGACUAUCUGCUCAGGACUGGUUUCUGAUGUUGAGGAUCAGGAAGCCAAAGGCAUCAUAGAUGAUCAUCUUAAGGAUUUCAAUGGGAAAAAUAUGGAUCCCAAGAAGGACUGUGAGUCCAAGAUACCAGAGAACAGUGAGUUUCCAUUUGUCUCGUUAAAGGAGCCACGGGUUCAAAAUAAACUCAAAAGGUUGGACACAUUGGAGUUCAAACAGCUGAUUCAUAUUGAGCACCAGCCUAACGGAGGUGCAUCAGUUAUCCAUGCCUACAGUAAUGAACUCUCCCACUUAUCUCCUGUGGAGAUGGAGAGAUUUGCAGAAGAGUUUGUGGGUCUGGUUUUUAGUGAAAAUGAAAACUGUGCAGCUUACUAUGUAAUGGGUAUUGUUCAUGGGGCAGCUACAUAUUUACCUGACUUUUUAGACUACUUUUCAUUUAAUUUUCCCAAUUCACCAGUGAAAAUGGAGAUUUUGGGAAAGAAAGAUAUAGAGACAACGACUAUGUCAAAUUUUCAUGCUCAGGUAAAAAGAACAUACUCUCAUGGUACGUAUAGAGCUGGCCCAAUGAGACAGAUCAGCCUGGUUGGAGCAGUUGAUGAGGAAGUGGGGGAUUACUUUCCUGAAUUCCUUGAUAUGUUGGAAGAAUCACCCUUCUUAAAAUGUACGCUGCCAUGGGGAACACUUUCUAGUUUAAAAUUAGAGAGUCGUAAAGACAGCGAUGAUGGUCCCAUUAUGUGGGUACGUCCAGGAGAGCAGAUGAUCCCUGUGGCUGACAUGCCAAAGUCACCUUUCAAAAGGAAGAGAACUACCAAUGAAAUAAAAAACUUGCAGUACCUACCUCGAACCAGUGAACCACGUGAAAUGCUAUUUGAAGACCGGACACGAGCCCAUGCAGAUCACAUAGGACAAGGUUUUGAACGACAGACUACAGCUGCUGUGGGAGUGCUGAAGGCUGUGCACUGUGGAGAGUGGUCUGAGCAGCCUCGUAUAACCAAAGAUGUAAUUUGUUUUCAUGCUGAGGAUUUCUUAGAGGUAGUUCAGCGCAUGCAGUUGGACUUGCAUGAGCCUCCACUCUCACAGUGUGUCCAGUGGGUUGACGAUGCAAAACUGAAUCAGCUGCGAAGGGAAGGCAUUCGAUAUGCCAGAAUUCAGUUGUUUGAUAAUGACAUCUAUUUUAUCCCGAGGAAUGUUGUGCACCAGUUCAAAACAGUUUCAGCGGUGUGCAGCUUGGCGUGGCACAUCCGGCUCAAGCUGUAUCAUUCCGAAGAAGAAGCUUCUCAAAACGCAAGCACUCUCGAAGCAGGGACCUCUGCAGACCCCAAGUCUUCGGUUAUGGGACUUCAGACUGACAGCAGGAUUUGUACAAUAAGCAGAAAUACCUCCGAAGACGCCAAACUUUCAGACGUUCUGCAGCAGGAAUUUGUGCCGGUAAAACACGAACCUAUUGCAUCUCACCGAAUUAAAGAAGAACCCAUGAAUGUUGAUCUUGCUGAAAAGACUGUGGCGCCCCAUGACAGCAGGGGCCAGAAUGUUCAGACUAGAUUGGAUCAGGUUGAAUUGACGGCGUUUAAGUUGGAAACGGGUUCCAAAUUUGAACCUGGCAGCAAGGACUUACAAGGCAAGUUGUGCCCCGGCAGUCACGUACAUCCGGAUGACACGAGACAACAUAGUUCAUAUCCAAAACUGCAUGGACAAAGAGAGGAUGAUUUUUUGUGCUAAAUUUGUAUAUAUUGUUUUAAAUUCCUUUUUAAACUUAAUGAUGUAAUAAUGUAAAGAUUCAUAAGUUCUGUGAGGCAAGUUUGUGACUUGCCUUCGCAUCUGUUACAGAAGAUAGUUAUGUAGCUUUGUAACAUUCCUCAGUGCCUGUCCAUAACUGUGAAGUAUCAAAGCACUUAGGGCCAGAUGCACUGUAAACACUGCAGGUUUAACAUAAAGAAGUCUUUAAAUAAUUUUGAGUUGUAGGUUUUAGAGUAGAGCUGACAUUUAACAUAUAUAUUUUUUGUAAGAUGAGCCAGAAUUCUUUUUGACAAUUCCAGGCUUUUCCAUAGAGCUUAUUUAUACCAAUUUUUUCAUUUUAAAUGUGUCAGCACUGUAGUGUAAAUAUCUUUUUUAAAAAUCUUUUUAGUGUGAUUUAUACUGAAAUGUGAGCCACUUAAUAAAGGUUCAUAAUAACAGAUUGGUUUUA